AUGCUGGCACGGCACGGAAAUGCGAUUUCCCUUCACAAAAGGGAUUUGUGCGAUUUGAAAAAGCUCAAAUCCGCUUUCCAUUCCAUUCUUCACGAUGAAAACUACCGAUUGAACGCCGAGAAAGUGGCAGAAACGCUUCAGAAUCAGCCGCUGAAACCGAAGGAAAUGCUCAUGAAGCACAUUGAAUUUGUCGGAAAGUGAGUCACUCUUCCAUUCCGUUCUCAUCAAAAACCUUCCGUUUCCAGGUACUGUCCCUUCCAUCACAUGACUCCGUACAGUCUCAAAAUGCCCGCUUAUCAGAGGUACAGGGCGGUCCAUCGUUACCCGUACAAAAGUUUCACGCGGCGCGCGUAG
Messenger RNA from Caenorhabditis sp. 36 PRJEB53466, 354 nucleotides. The record is from the annotation of a GenBank genome assembly. Lineage: Eukaryota; Metazoa; Nematoda; Chromadorea; Rhabditida; Rhabditidae.